This is a messenger RNA of Acanthopagrus latus (yellowfin seabream), 3054 nucleotides long. RefSeq lists its product as uncharacterized. The coding region runs from base 1591 to 2295 and encodes 234 amino acids. The transcript has 2 exons. The record is from RefSeq and is a predicted model, not a curated record. NCBI's taxonomy places the organism in Eukaryota, Metazoa, Chordata, Actinopteri, Spariformes, Sparidae.
CACUCAGCUCAUGAAUUUGACUGUGUGGUGAGUCCAUCUGCAGAUGGUUGGAUUAAACUUACCGAAAAGACAGAUCUGACUUUACUCUUUUAUUGACAGAAAUUUCCACCACAAUUUGGCGACGAGGGAUGGGAUCACUUCUGUGAGAGAGCGCCUUAAACUCAGUGCAGACGGUUCAAAGGGUACCCGGGAGCUCGGACUCCAAAACCUCAACCUCGCCAUCAAAGGAGCAGAGACGUGAGGGCCUGACGCCUGAGACAAGGUGGCUCGCUCACAGCUGUGAUCUACAGAACCGUGUGGAAGCUGUCUUCUCGGUAAGCCAAUAUUCAACAGACCGUCGGUGUGUGUGUACGUACUUCGAUUCUCGCCACUUUUGGGUGGGCGUGACAGGUGUGUCAACAGGGCAGGUUUGGGUUUUAAACCGCUGUAGAAUCAAGGAAGCUUCAGAAAAUUUGUGUGUACGUACUUGAAUCGAUUCUCGCCACUUUUGGGUGGGCGUGACAGACGUGUCAACAGGGCAGGUUUGGGUUUCGAACCGCUGUAGAAUCAAGGAAGCUUCGAAAGGGUUUCAGUCCCUGUGAGUUUUUCUAGAGAACUCUGGUUUGUGAUAGAGAGGAACUGAGAGCCAGCGAGCACUGAGUUUUUCCUUCUUCGGAGUAGAGCAAAUCACGUGGGAAAUUGAUGCCCGGAUUUGUCCCUCUCUCUCGUUAGGGGGAAAGUAAUUUCUCAAAGUGGGUCGCAGUGCCAAGGGCCUGCUCAGACACAGACAGAACUAACUUUUCAUUUCUUUCCUAUGCAUCUUUUUCCUUUCUUUCCCUCCUCUGAGUGACUGAAAAAAAAAAAAAAAAAAAAGGGGUGCCGGACGGAAAGGGAGUGUGCAUGUGUCAGUUUUCUAUCCCCAGUGGGUUUUUCCCGAAGUUACAAAUUCUGCGGAUUGGGUUUUUAUUAGAAAACAGUUGUUUAGGUCAUUGCAUUGCCUUUUAUCCAUUUCUUUUGUUGAUUUUACCGCUCCAUGGUCUCAUAUCCACUCGAGUGAAAGAAAAAUAGUUUUAACAACGCCUUGUGUCCUUUAGAAAUUUUUAAUAAACAAUUCGGGGGUAACAAAAACCAAAAUGGGUUCAGGAAACAGCAAAAUUCCGGGGGACAACGAUUAUCCACUCAAGCUGACCUCCCCUCACAUUCAGUAUAUGAAUGCCAAUUACGGUAAGAAGAGUGUGGAUCAACUUGAUGUGUGGGUCCGAGAGUGUGGGUUUCCAAGUGCUGGCAGUUUUAGCACCAAACAACUUGCCUUAAACCUUAAAAAGCAAACUAAAACAAAGGGAAAGCAAGGAGAAAAAAGGGAAGAGGGGAAAGAACAAACAGACAUUUGAACCAGAUUGUAAGGCUUUCACAAAUUGCCAGGAGGAAGCUUUUCACAGGGAUAAGAACAGGCAGGCAGGGCCAGCUCCUCUAACCUCUCAGUCUCAGUGUCUCAAACUAGAUCCCGAUCUGGACUCGGCUCCGGCUAAGUCGUCUGCACCACCUGCACCGUCUGCACGCCACGAGAGGACUCCAGGGCCACCGGACGUAAACUGGGAACCAGCAGCUGGGAUGUCCUCCGCGCCGCCCACCUUCCUACGACACCCACCACCCGUCGUACGGCGAGAAUUCCACCCAGGGCGGGCCAGAGCGAGGCGAUUGCUGGUGGUUGAGAGCCUAAACACACCACCACCAUAUGCCACCGUCAGCCACAGCCCUCACCACACACGGAGCAACUCUGUGUACAACUUCCAGGCUCCCAUGGUGGAGGUGGCGGGGAGUGAGGGUCGAGUGCAGCUGGUUUAUAGGCCUUGGACGUACAGUGACAUGAAGGACGCUGCCGCAUCGCUUCCAGACGUCCGCAAUGGGGGAGCGGAGUUUGCGGUUCAGCUCAUAACGUUUUGCCGACAGUUCAAGCCCACCACUGCUGAACUGCAACGCCUGCUGAUGGUUCAGAUGGGUACAACGUGGGCCCGAGUUGCGGGCGACUACCCCGUGGAGGACAUUAGGGUAGAGAACUCUGACUGGGCCAGCAACGACAAUUUGGUAUACAAAGACGUCAUUGGGGGACUAUGUCACAGAAUCAGACAGACCUUCCCUCUGAAAUUAGACAUGGGGAAGAUUUCUGCCUGCAAACAACGCGACGAUGAACUCUUAGCGGACUAUCUGGUCAGGCUGCAGGCCACACCACACACAGUGGCCUCGCAAAGCCCUGAGUCAUGGGAGGUAUCCAUGAAGUCACUCCCUGGGAGGCCCAGCUACGGGACCGCUUCAUGAAUGGCAUGAAGCCAGAGAUCAGCAGAAUGGUGAGAGAACAAUGUGUGAGCUGGGACAAUGCAAAUCUCUAAACCGUUGAGGAACGGGCCAACCACGCAGAAAAGUUCCUCAACGAUGAAAAGAACUGAAAGGCGACAAGCUUGACAGAAAGACUCCAAUUGGCUCAGUUGGCAUACUACGAGCACCAAGCGAGGGGUCGCGAACGAGGACGAGGAAAGGGGCGCCGGGGCAGAUUCAAAAAAUGCCCUGGUGCCUUUCAUAGAUGUGGAAAAAAUGGGACAUUGGCAAGACAACUGCCCAGAGAACGACGCAACGGACGACUGACUAGCUGGGGAGCCGAGUACAGUGACGGACGAAUCUGGUUUUGAUGCACAGGCUGGGGAGGAGAAGCAACCUACGCAUCUUUCACGUCAAGGACGCUCUGCCUGCCCCAGCAGCCCACAAACUGCAUGAUUUGGAGCCAGGGGAUUGGGUCGUCAUUCGAGAUCUCAGGAGAAAGAACUGGAGAGCUCGCAGAUGGAACGGGCCAUUCCAAGUGCUUCUGACCACGGAGACGGCAGUGAGGAUCGCAGAGAGAGGCACCUGGGUUCACGCCAGCCACUGCAAACGGGUUCCAGAGCCAGCGGACGACACCUCACAGAGCGUGCUUAUUGUAGAAUAAUCAUGACUGAUGUUUGAGCAUGUCUUUUGAGCUGUGAAAAGAAUCUGUUUUCCAAGCUGACUUGAUUUUUUUUGUCCUUCACUAUUACUUACGAAGGA